This is a messenger RNA of Populus euphratica (Euphrates poplar), 2151 nucleotides long. RefSeq lists its product as uncharacterized. The coding region runs from base 594 to 1529 and encodes 311 amino acids. NCBI's taxonomy places the organism in Eukaryota, Viridiplantae, Streptophyta, Magnoliopsida, Malpighiales, Salicaceae. The record is from RefSeq and is a predicted model, not a curated record. The transcript is spliced from 2 exons.
UUAUUUAGCAGCAUCUUUUCACUCCUCCCACAUGCUCCUAUAUUGAAAGUAGCUUGACCCUCUUCCCCACACCAACCUUUUUCUGUUCUGUAGGGAGUACACUUUCAUCAGAAGCCUCAAAUGUGAGGAAAAGGGUUUUCUCCCUUUUUAUCAUACAUAAAAAAUAAAUAUGAUAGUAACCUAUGAUUGAAGCCAAACCCACUUUAAGAACGGGGAAAAAGUUAAGUUGAUUGGAAACAGAAAGGAGUAAAAGCAAAAGGGGAGAGAUUGAAAAGCUUGCACGAGAAGUGUAUAAUGGCUUAUAAAAUGUGUUGCUUUUCCUACUUUCUUACUCCUCUAUCUUCAAAAUAACUUCGAGUUUGGAAAUUGGUUAUUGAAGCAGUAAGGACGAUCUCUCGAGUCUUGAUAUCUAACAUUCUCCCAAGAAAACAACUAGCCAGUAGCAUCCAUGAACAGACCUUGAGGUGAAACUGAGAGAUCUUGAUCAAACCCAAAUCUCCUGAACCUUGUCUCCCUCUAGUUAGUUUAAUCAAGCAUUUGAAUCUAUUCUCCGUUUCUAUCUUAUUAUUUGUAGUGUAUAGAGAGCAUAUAUCAUGCCUGAUUCAUUAGGUAUCCCUGCCUGCUUCUCCUCUGGUGAAAGGCAAAUUGUUGAGCCAGGGGCUACUGUAACCAGGUCAGGCCAGAGUGUGUUUAUGUCUGUGUAUCGAACAAAGUUAGCUGGUCUCUGCCGUUUGAUCAUCAUUACAUGGUGCAAGAAUCUCUUGAUGCAUGGCUUGUCUAUUUCUGUUCAAGCAACGAAUGGAAGCGAGCAUCAUCAGUGCAAGGUCGAGCUUAAGCCAUGGAACUUUUGGAGAAAACAAGGUUCAAAGCAAUUCAUAGUAGAUGGUAGGGCUGUUGAUGUGGUCUGGGACCUUAAGGCCGCACAGUUCAAUGGGGAGACGGAGCCACAAUCAGACUACUAUGUUGCUAUUGUCUGCGAAGAAGAGGUGGUUCUACUUGUUGGAGAUUUAAAGAAAGAUGCCUACCGAAAGACAGGCUGUAGGCCUGCUCUUAUUGAGCCGAUGCUUGUGUCAAGGAAGGAACAUGUAUUUGGCAAGAAGAGAUUCAAGACUAGAGUUAAGUUUAUUGAGAAGGGAAAGUUCCAUGGGAUCUCAAUUGAAUGCAUCAAUGGCGGUAGCAGUGGCAGCAAUAUUAUUGGUGACCGGUUUGAUCCUCAACUAGAGAUAAAGGUAGAUGGGGAACAAGCCAUUCUUGUAAAGCAUCUUCAGUGGAAAUUUAGAGGAAACGAGUCCAUCCAUGUGAAUAAAAGCACUAGAGUGGAUGUUUAUUGGGAUGUGCAUGACUGGCUCUUUGGUUCAGGCCCAAGGCAAGGUCUAUUUAUAUUUAAGCUAGUUUCUGCAUCAUCAUCAUCAUCAUCAUCAUCUCCACCAUUGUUGUUGACUCAAGAAGAAGAGAAUUAUGGCUCAGUACUAGAGAAUGAUAACACAGGUGGGUCAUCCAGCUUUAGCUUGUUUUUGCAUGCUUGGUAAGAAGAAUAACGAAUCCAUAAGCUGCCUACUAGCUAGUACCAUGCAUGAUCAACACCAAUAUAAUAUCAGCCCUGAAAUUAUCUGACCAUGAUCUCCAAGCUAAGGAUUAAAUUAAGAAGGAUGUCACAUCUAUCACUGAUCAUUUUGGAAUGAGAAUGUAAUCAGUUAGAUUGAGCUCCAAGAAGGGGAGGUCGCUAGGCAGAUGUCACAGAGAGGGAGGAUGGUUAGAGCCUUAGAGGUUGGCUUGGGGAAGAGCAAGUGGGUCCAAAUAAAGCUGGAAGUCUGUUGUAGCUAUGUAGACAAGAAUGGACAGGCCAGAUUGGAUAUUUCUAUGAAUGCCUAAUAAUUACUCUGCUUUUGGCUCCUUUCCUGCUUUUUCUCUGAGUGCGUGUCAAGAAGGGUCAACCCUGUUUUCAUGAAGGAAAGUGUGAAUGACUGAGUCCAGCCAAGGCAUAUGAUGUUUGGGAUGCGAGGCAGUCGACUGAGAUAGAAUCAUGCAACGAGUUAAUUAAGAGCCUCUACUCUGUAAAUAUAUGUGUGCACUGUACUCUUUGAUAAUGUAAUGCUACCUUUUUCUCAAUGUUGUUGAUUUCUUAAUACUUAAUACUAUAUCCCUUAAUUA